AAUGCAUGUCACCGUGGAUGGGAAGCUUGGAUUCGAAGAUAUCUAUCAAUAGGAUUCCAUAGGUGUAAAGAACAUACGGAUAGGAAAGGAACUUUGCUGGCAAUUGAAUUUUGCACAAAAAAUUUCUCAGCAUACGGUGCUGCAAAAUAAAGCAUGCACCGCAGGUCUUCCGAAAGCUCCACUAGCAUCGGUGUGCUGAUGUGUUUGUAAAGGCAUUCGUUUGUGAAAGAAUGCCGUUCAUGCAUUGCAGUGUACCGGAUUGAGCGGAACACUGAUAACAAACCGUGUACCAUUAACGCAGUACAGGUCGAUAGCUAUUCCAUUUUCAUCCGGGCGCACCGGAAGCAGUGGGUGCAAAUCAAAAUGACCUUUCGCAGUAUUCGUCUGUCCUACAUCACAAUAUGGAACAUUUUCCUGGUGCUGCCGAUCGUUUCAUCUGACAAUGACUACAUCUCUGGCUAUCAUCGUCGAUUACACCCGAUGACCCCAGUGUCGUGGACUUCGAAAGAUGGUCACGAUAACAGGGACAAUCUGGUAAAAACGAUAAACAUUUUCAUAGAGGAACAGGCGCGCCGCCGCUUUCUGGAGCAUCUUCAGCGAUUGCAGACUGCAGGGAGCAAAACUAUUCCGGCACCUUCGUACCUCGGUACAGCAGAGAUAUCGGACGAGUAUCGUCCAACAUACACGUACCAGUUGCCGUUAAACAAUCUGAUAGAUUCGAGUGAACCGAUCAACUUUGCGGUCGGUCCCAGUGAUCCUCGAUUCUACGACCAAACUACUGGACUUGGGCGUGAUUCGGAUCUAGAUGGGCUCGGUAUUGGCGAUGGUGGGGAUGGAUCCUUCCUUUACGAUAGCUCCGAACCACUCGGAGGUGGAUCAAACGAUGAACGAACCGUGGUGGCAUCUGGUGGAGGAACCGCUAUCGAGCAAAAACCCAUCGAAGAUUAUCGUCACCCACCACCACCGCCUCCGAUUCGUCCAAAGAUAGGAAAGGGUACACACGCACGGAAUCAAUCCAAUAAUGGCAGACUCGUGACCAUCGCAACAGCGGCCACCGAUCGCAGUAGUUCGAACGGUGUCAUGCAGCAACCGAUCGAGAUUGGUACCGGGCUGGGCAUGUAUCUGAUUGCACUGAUAGCAGGUAUCAGUGCCGCCAUUACGGUGGCCCUGAUUUCCAUCGGUUUCGGUUGGUACACACUCCACAAAAGGACCAAAGCGGCAGCGGACGUCGAAUAUCCAGCAUACGGUGUGACGGGACCAAACCGCGAUUCGACGGCAGGCGCAGCAGUUUCCGCCGGUGAUCGAAAGUUAGCGCAGAAUGCGCAAAUGUAUCACUAUCAACACCAGAAGCAGCAAAUAAUCGCCAUGGAAAACACGACCCGCAGUGCAACUCAUUCGGAACAGCCCAGCGAGGAUGAGAACGAGGAAGGUGACUACACUGUUUACGAAUGUCCUGGCCUGGCACCGACUGGUGAGAUGGAAGUAAAGAAUCCUCUCUUCUUGGAGGACGGACCUAUCAGUGGUGUUUCCCUACAGACAUCGAUCAGUGGCGAAGGUCCCGCUAUCGGGGUAGUUUAUUUGGAAAAGGCAGUUCAACCGCAAGCUCAUAACAAUAACAAAAACUCGGGAGAAUAAGCCUAACAUAACACGACAAAUGUGAAACUGCAACACACUUCAAACCCUUGUUCCUUGCCAUAUCCGGUACCUAACUUUUCGAUCGAUGUUUUACGCCUAGUUCUUUGUCGAAGCAUUAGUAGCUUUGCCAUAAUCCCUGUCCAUUUAAGGCCUAAGCUUGUGCAGUCUAUGACUAAUCUAUGCUUUAAAUUUCUUUAUAAUAUUUAACUAUUGCGCCUAUUUAGUAAUGUACCAUAGAUUUUAAUACUACAAACUAGUUCACUUCCACUUGUACUUUUUUAUUUACUACCUAACCUUAUGUAUUUACUACCAGUCCUUGUAUUUAUGAUUGAUACUACUAUCCCUGAUCCUUUUGUGAUCGACCUAACGUGUUCGAUUAUGUCAAACAGAACGAACAAAAUGAUUACUUGGGAAUGUUUGCUACACCAUACACUGCAUGCAAGGUGCAAGAUGAUUAAUAUAUACAUCAAAAUGAUAAUAUAAUCUUCUAUAUUUAUACACACACAGACACAAACACGUAUACAUAUACGAUAUAUAUAUAUCAAUGUUAAUAAAUUGUAUCGAACCAGAGAUUUUAUUCUUGCCUAAGCACUGAGCAAUUUUAAACCAAGCCAACAUGCAAAAUUGAGACAUGCAAAAUCGAAGAGGAUAUAGUCAAAUAACGAGUCGCAUAAAUCUCAUCGGAAGAUGUUGCAUGUUGUUGCUAGAUAAGGAAUGAAGAGGAAAGCAUGGAACAUGAUGGGGUAUUGUAAUUGUAUGAUAGCAAGAGAACAAACAAUUGUAGCAAAGUAUAGUAAACUUUUAUUACUUGACAUGAGCACUACGAACACACGGAAAGGCGGUACGGCUCUUUGCAUGAAGAUGCGCCCGGGCUCGAAUAAUUACCCCAGAACAAAAGGUCUACUAAUUUAACUAUAUUUGUAAUGAACGUCUAAUAACCGAUCAUAUAAUGAACGGAGCAGCUGUGCUAUAAUACCUUGAUCCCUCGUAUGAACUGUGAGCAACACAUUUACACACUUCAUUGACACGCACACCCAAUACCAAGGAUAAUGAAACAAUCAGUGUGAAGAGCGGCAGAGAACAUUAUUUGAAUCUGGUGGACUUUUUGGUGGUUCUAGCGCACCGAUCAGCAAAUACAGGUGCAACCGUAGUUGAGUAAAACCGUGUACUUCAAACGAAAUGUGUGGAUGAAAUAAAUAAAUAGCGUCAGAUGUGCAUACCAAA
This is a messenger RNA of Anopheles funestus (African malaria mosquito), 2859 nucleotides long. RefSeq lists its product as uncharacterized. The transcript is spliced from 7 exons. Bases 364 to 1635 code for a protein of 423 amino acids. The record is from RefSeq and is a predicted model, not a curated record. Gene Ontology annotation, cellular component: membrane. NCBI's taxonomy places the organism in Eukaryota, Metazoa, Arthropoda, Insecta, Diptera, Culicidae.